Molecule: messenger RNA, 5869 nt
Organism: Lymnaea stagnalis (great pond snail)
Lineage: Eukaryota; Metazoa; Mollusca; Gastropoda; Lymnaeidae
Source: the annotation of a GenBank genome assembly
UCCAUAUCCAUACUUAGUAACAAUGCUGGUUUGUUUAAAAUUGGAAUUAAAUUCAGCUGGAUUUGUAAGCUAUAGACUAUAUAAUAUACAUUAAGUCCAUUAUUAACGUGUUAAGUUAUGAAAGUACUUUGAGUAAGUCUUAGUAAUCUAAAACUGAAAUGGUUAUAAUCCAUAAGUUAUAAGCAAAAGUUAAUUUUAAUGAUAAUUUCAACCCACUUCUAGUUCUAGUGCAAAGCCAAAUUGAUUAAAUUGCAAUCAGCAAUCUAAUAAUACUAUUAAUAAUACUAAUGUCAAUAAUGUACAAAUUGACAACUUGGUUAACCAAUGUAGCAAUGAGUCAUUGUAGGUUGUAUUACACGAUGUACUUCAGCUAGGUUUAGAAUUAGAACAUUUAUUAGAAGGCUAACUAUAGGCUAUAGGGCAUAGGGCCUAAUAAAUUUCAAUGUGUGGUGAAAUAAUAUAAAGUAAAGAUAACAACAUGACUUAUUGACAAUGAUCAAUGAUUGGAGUAAUAAAAUGCCUCCUAAUUUUGCCUUUUUUAUAUUAAUAAUAUUUUUCAUUUGAAGUGGACUGGUCUAAUUUGGUGUCAAAGUAAGAUGUCCACAUUAAUGACAUAGUAAUAAUUUCUUAUACUGAGUUGUGACUUGCCUUGGGCUUGCUUGGUCUUGGGUCUUGGCCCAUUUUAUAAUAUAACAAUAUAAUUUAGGUAUAGUUAUGACAUGUCGGCGUGAAUUAUUGAGUUGAAUCUUUAUAUUACUACUAUUAGGCAGAUAAAAUAGUAAUUAUUCAGUUAUAUUCAUUCAUAAUAUUCAUAUGAUUUCAUAUUUCAUAUGCCUAGCCUAUGAUAGCCUAUGUAGAUACUUUGGUCAAAAAUGUAAACAUUUUUUUUAAAAUAAACCAAUGGCACAGUUGAAUAGAGCUAAUUUUAAACAUAAUUAUAACACCAAAAUCAUAUUUUUAGCUGUUGUAGUUUUAAAGUUAUGAAUUUUUAAAGUACGACUUGGUUUGUCAUUUUUUAACAUAGACUGCAUCUCCACAUUCUGUGACCUCAUUCCACUGAUCGCGUCAUGCGCAAUGACUAUAUAGUUUAUAUAAGGCAAUGCAUUCCCUUAUCACUAAAAUACUGUUUAGGGUCGACUUAUUUUAAACUUUCAACUUUGGCACAUGAAUAAUUAAUAAAAGCUUUCCCUGACCAAUGGUUUAAUAGCUUUUGCACACGGCAAACUCUUAUGAAUGAAACUCUGAGAUAGUACUACGACGUAGCCGUUAUGCAAGUGGCUGUGAAUGGUUGCCAAUGACAACGUGUUGCACAGGGAAAAUUCUGAUCAUUUAUAUUAUGGACUCUGCAGGGUUUUUAAAGCUCAAAUUAAAACAUUUCCAGUUUAAAUGUCUUCAAAAUGCAUUCUGAAACACAAAAUAUAAAAUAUUUUGAUGUAUAUAGUGGUAAUAAUUAAAUAUUUCCUAAGUAUCGGCAACUUCCGCCAUUAAAAAGGGGGCGUGGCCCAAGCCAUGUCGAAAUUAGGCUGAGCCACCUAAUGGUGAUAUGGGUCACUGUGACAAGUGUAACAAACGUGGGACACGACCUACAUCAAUGAAACUUGGCACAGAUAUAGAUCAAUAUCUAAUGCUCAUACAGAUUUAAUAAAAAAGGACCUUAUCUUAUUAUUUCACAAAAAAAUUUGUAUGCGAAGAUGCCUUAUAUAUACCAAAGAUUUUCAAAAUAAAGGUCGAUUGAAAAAAGCAAAAUAGCUGGCUAGAAAUGUAGGCCAAGAUGUCUUCCAAAUUAUAUGGCCGGAAACGGAACUCAAAUAUAUGUGGAAAGAACUAAUUUAAUAAUAAAUAGACACACACAUCGGAAAAUUAAAAACUCGGAUUUUUCGGCGCCGACGCCCAUUUCCAAUACAAAAAAAAUAGUAGUCUCCCUUCUUUCAUCGAAGUAUCUAGCCUAUGAUUAUGAUCGGCCUAUGUCUUUCUGCCACUAUCUGGGCUAUCCAAAUGAGUAUGAGACUAAUAGUACUAAUACUAAUGAUAAUGCCUAUGCCUUUCUUAGUAGGCUCAGGCUUAUUUAGCCUGAAAUGCUUCAGUUGUUCAUUUUCAAUCCAGUGAAUUAGUUUGAGCUUAUACUUAUACUUAUACUUAUUUAUUAUAAUUCAAAUAUUACCUUAUAUUUCAGAACAAAAAAGUUUGAAAAAUUCAUGAUUAUAAUGUCAGCAACAACUAAGAAAAAACAUGUGACAAAAGAAGUGUUGGAGGAUUAUCCUUUACCUGAAGGAAAAAGACAAAUUGUGAAGGUAAUAGAAAUAUUAGUACUCUAACUCUAAAAUAAUAACUCCCUAAUAAACAGUCCAGAAGUUUUACUCAAUUUGAUUGAGGCUUGAAGUUUAAAGCAUUGUGGAUUUUAAUCUAGAUUUCAGGAAUGAAAUGGUCUUUUGCAAUUCAGAGUAGGCCUAAGCCUAAGUCUCUACUAUAAUAUGGUUAUAUUUUAUUUAAUAUUAUUUAAGUCUUAUUAACAUUUUAUUUACAAGUAACAUGUUGUAUAUUCUGCCCUGAUCUAGUGGGAUGUAAAUAAAUGAACAUAGGCCUAUUAUUCUUUUUUAAAAACAAUUAUAUAUAAUUAAAUAUUUGAAAAUGAUGUGAUAAGGGAGAUUUAAUUUUCAUGAAGGAUAUCAUUUCAAAUCCUGUUAUAUUUAUUUUAUUUAUGAUACAAGUCUGUUAUCUCUGUUUAUAUGCUUCACCCACAAAUAUUUAGUUAACUUUUAACUACUAUAUUUUAGAGGGCUUUCCAUGCAAAUAACAAUAUUUGUAGUUAAGAAAUAUGUUGCUCUAACAAUAAAUUCAUUAACCAUAUUGUUCUUUUUAGAACUUGAGUAUGCUUCAAAAAAUAAUAUACAUAUUGUAUAAUUUGUCACAAAUUUUUUUUAACUCUUUAGGUUACUGCUGCAAAGGGGAAUAACCUUCAUGAAGUUGUUACAGCUGAUGGAGAGUCUUUUCUGGUCAGCAUGCCAACAAAGUUUAGAAAACAUGUGUGGAUAAAACGAGGUCAGUGCCUUAGAUAAUCAUGCAUGAGUUAAGGGCAUUAGAUAAUCAUGGAUGAGGCUAGUGCAAUAGUCUUUGUUAUUCAAUACAAAAUGCAGGAUUUGGAAAAUUUGCUUUGACACCUAAAUGACCUGAGUGUUAAAUCAUUUGCCAUUACUCAUUACAUCUGAGUAAAAAGUUUUGUUUUUUUAAAUAAAUACAGCUUUUUUUUUUUAUAUUCUGUUUAAGAUUUGAAAAUUUCCUUAAUUACGGCUUUAAUAUUUACAAAUAUAAACAAAAAUUUACAGGUGCAAAAAUAAUGUUCAUUUAACAUGUAUUCAAGGUUGGGAUAAAAGAAAUAUUGAUUGCUUUUUGUGCAAAGGUUAAAUUCCGUAUAUUCAUGGUUGCUGUGAUGAAGAGAGUAUGAGUACCGUAAAGAGUUAAUUUGCCAAGUUGCCUAAUUUUAAUCUUUCUCUAUUUAACUAGGUGACUUCAUUAUGAUUGAAUCCAUAGAUGAAGGUGAUAAGGUCAAAGGAGAAAUAACUCACAUCCUCUUCAAAGAUCAGAUUAAAAAUAUACAACAACAUAACUUAUGGUAAGACAUAGACUUGAAUGCAAUCAUUCAAUUUGUUUUUAGGGGGAAAAAAUUAAGUGCAUCUUCCUUCUUUUUUUUAAGUAUCAGAACCAUACAGACAAAAAAGAUAAUUUAUGCCAUGUAUAUUUAAGUUCAAGUGGUUUACUGAUGUCAAUUAUUCAGUCAAAUCAAACAGAAGUGGUAUCUCUAUUGUAUCGAUAUGCAAUUUUCAAAUAGCCGUUACUGAGUUCAUCUAAGUUCAUAGAUAAUUAUUAUAAUAGGCUAUUAUCCACGAUAUCAUUUGAGUACCUUUGUCUCUGUCAUAAGAUUUAUGAUUUCACUUUGAUAUUUUAUUUUUAAAGUCUACAUACCACUUAUUUAUAAGUAUCAUCUUUUGAAAAGAAAAGCAUUAUUUAAAUAGCAGAAUAUGAAUUUUGUUUUUGACUUCUCCAUACACUAAGUCUUGUUAUUUUGUAUAAAAGGAGUAGGGGCAGUCAUUGGUUGUGAAAUGCUUUUUGUUAAUACAGUAAAGCUGUGUAGUAAUUGAAGUCUUUGUCCUUUAAUGCUAGGCCUAAAGGUUUCAGCUCCAAAGUGACACAGCACCUCAUUGAAACUUUGCCCCAAGACUUGCUUCCACCAAGUGGAGACGAAGGGAGUGAUGAUGACAUAUCUGAUCUCGUCCACAACAUGAACAGGGUCCAGGUCACCCAGAUUGAGAGUGAAUCGGAAGACAGUUGCUCAGAAGAGGAGGAAGAGGAGGAAAAAGAAGAAGAUGGUGCAACAGAAGAAGCUAAAGAUAUUCCACAAACCAAUGUGUUGGCCAACAGAGAUUCACAUUUGGGUGUAUGAUAAUUACAUUGUGAUAAUUCUAUUACCGUUUUGAUUGAUUUAUCUGGCCAAGUGUGUGUUUUGAGACCAUUUUUAAAACUUGGUUUGUUGGUAAAUGUGAUGGACAGUGAUAAUGGGGACCCCCGACCUUUUUCAAGAGUUGUCUGUAAAGAUAGAAGGUGAUGAUGCCUGUGACAAAUUGAGCUGAAACAUUUGCUUGAAAUUAUGUCAUGUUGUCCUUAAAACUGGAUGAAACUUUGUUUUGAUGAAGAAAAUGUUUUAGGUAACUGUAUUGACUACCAUACUUGAAUGAAAAGAAGUUGGUCUAAAAAAGUUGUUGCCGAAUUCAGAGCUUGAAUAAAGGGUUGAUAGUGUGUAGACUAACAUUCCACAAAGUGCCUCUCCUACAUUAAUCCCCUAAUUUAUCAUUUUGGUAUGUUCUUAUUAUACCUAAAUAUUGUCAUGGAGGUAUUUCUUAUUUUCAUCUUCAAUUAAAUAAAAUAUAUGCAUGGUUUAAGUUUAGGCCAUUUAAACAAGGGAUAAUAUCCAGAGACCUUGAGAUAAAAUAAUGUAACUAGAGGGAUGAAUUCACUAAGAAAUCUCUCCAUUCUGAGUUACUUGAAUAUAAAUACUGGUAUUAUUAUCACUGCACUCAAUAUUUCAAAUCAGGAGCUGAAAUAAAAACAAUUAUUUCCUAAUACUACUAAUAGUAUUGAUCAAAAUAGUUUUUCAUAUUUUAAGUUUUCUUGCUUUAUUAAAAGUUAUGAUGUUAAAUGAGUAUCGGAUUCCCUGCUUCCAAUUUUUAAAAAGAUUGUUUUUGAUUAAAAACAACAAUUAAUUUAUUAUUAGUAUUUUAUUAGUAAUUUUCAUAAUCUUUUUAAAAUGUUUUUUUUUCUUCAAAAAUCAAUAUUAUUUUGUUGUUUAAUUUAAAAAAGGCAUUUUUUUAAAUAAUAUACAUACAGGGUAAUUUAGGCCAUAAAAAUUUGGCUAGUUUGUGUAGGUGCAGCUCAAAUAACCACUCAUUGGCCCCUGACAAGAAAUACAGGUUCACCAGAACAUGCUUUGCGGAUACUUAAUAAGUUAUCUCCGCUCUCUGCAUAGGAGUCAAGUCCUUGGAAUCAAACUUGCUUUGAGAUUGAAAGUUCCAAAAAUAAAUUAUAAUUGACCCCUAUGAUCAUAUAUAUAAACUUGACUGUGCUGCUUUGUGAAAACUAAUAGAAAGUUAAAAAUCAUUGAUUUAGUUUAAAAUGUGAAGAUAAUUGGUCCUGUCUGUUCACUGUUACAGUACAGCCAUAGUUAUUACUAUCUAUUGGUAUUGUUGUUAACCACUGUAGAAUUCAUGCCACAACAAAUAUUUGAUGCUAAAUGGAAAAUAAAUUACAACUGAUGUGCUGUGGAGAAAACAGAUCUAUAUUAUUUGGUAAAAAGUUACAAUAAAGUAUCUGAAAUAAG